Messenger RNA from Tyto alba (common barn owl), 2146 nucleotides. It is a transcript of the gene RASL12, whose product is annotated as RAS like family 12. Bases 233 to 1099 code for a protein of 288 amino acids. The transcript has 5 exons. Gene Ontology annotation, molecular function: GTP binding; GTPase activity. NCBI's taxonomy places the organism in Eukaryota, Metazoa, Chordata, Aves, Strigiformes, Tytonidae. The record is from RefSeq and is a predicted model, not a curated record.
GGCUGCGUUUCUCUUCUCUUUCUGGGGUGCGAAGGGUGGGUGGAGGGAUGAAGGAAUGUGUGUGCGUGUAGCGGGGUCCCUCUCUUUGCUCGGGUGGUGAUGCCGGCCACCCUGGCUCCAGGGUGAGGAUGGAGGAGAGCGGAUUCCCCCUCCCCGGUGCCGCUGAGCCCCCUUUUCCCCCCAAGGCUGGGGCACCCCACGAGCCAGGCGGUUGAGAAGGUCCCCACCCGGCAUGGCAGUGGGUGCCCCACGUCCCCCCCCGCUCUCUCCCGCAGGACCGAGGAUGUCCUCGAUGUUCGGCAAACCCCGAGCCGGCGGCGAGCGGCCGCCCCAGAGCCCCCUCGCCGAGUGCAACGUGGCCAUCCUGGGGUGCCGAGGGGCCGGCAAGUCAGCUCUGACCGUGAAGUUUCUAACCAAGAGGUUCAUAAGUGAAUAUGAUCCGAACUUGGAGGACACUUACGCCUCGGAGGAGCUGGUGGAUCAGCAGCCUGUGCUGCUGAAGGUGAUGGACACGGCCGACCAGGACGGCCCCGGGAACUGCGAGCGCUACCUGUGCUGGGCCAGCGCCUUCCUCGUCGUCUACAGCAUCGACGACACCAAGAGCUUCGAGGGCUGCCAGCGUUACCUGGAGGUCCUCGCCCUGCACGCGAGGGGCUGCCGGCGCCGCUGCCCCGUGCUCCUGCUGGGCAACAAGCUGGACAUGGAGCAGUACAGGCAGGUGCCCGCCACCGAAGGGAUGUCCCUGGCGAGCAGGUUCGGGUGCCUCUUCUACGAGGUGUCGGCGUGCCAGGACUUCGCGGGGGUGCAGCGCGUCUUCCACGAAGCCGUGCGGGAGGUGCGGCGCCAGGCGGAGCGGAGCCUCCCUGUCCGGCCGCUCUUCAUCACCGAGGAGCGUCCCUGCCCGCCGGUGGCCACGCCGGUCACCCUGCCCACCCGCCACGGCUUGGCCAGCUGCACCUACAACACCCUCUCCACCGUUAACUACAAGGAGAUCCCCUCGGUGGCCCAGGCCAAGCUGGUCACCGUCAAGUCCUCGCGGGCUCAGAGCAAGAGGAAAGCUCCUACGCUCACCUUGCUGAAAGGCUUCAAGAUAUUUUAGGAUGCAGCCCCGAGGGCUGUGGAGGGGUGAGGGGGCGGCGGGAGACCCCCCGUUCUCCCGGCUCCGCGAGGGCUGGGACCAUCCGUGACGGACUCACGGACACCACAGCGGGCGCUGGCGGACGGUGGCCCCGGUCUCCAUGCCGGGGCGAAGCCCGCGGUGACGGUUUGGCGAGCGGACGGGGUGCCGAGAGUCCGAAAUCGGCUGUGGCAUCGCUCUGCCUCGCCCCCCACCCCGGCUGUUGUCCCCCUCCCCAGCCGAGCGCCCCGGCCUGCCGCCGGCACCAGGGCCCAGCCUGGUUUUCCCUGCGGAUCCGGGUGGUUCCCGGAGCAGCCGGAGCCGCUGGCACCACCCCAGGGCCCCCCAGCUGGGCUGGGCGCCUGGCGCACCGUGAGGGGAGCCCAGGAAGGGGGAAUUAAUCAUUAAUCAAGACUCAUUUGUCUCACGGGUCCCCUGACCAAGCAAUAAGUAAGAGGAAUUUUUAAUUUUUUUUUUUUUUAAUCUGAACAAGAAAGGUGCAGAUAUUGUUUCAGCUGACUAAAGGCCUCAGGUGUCCUGAAACCGAUUCCCAUGCAUUGAACUAAGUCAUACCAAAACAGCUGUUUUUUUAAUCAACUUUUUACACUAUAGUGUUCCUUUUCAAAGGCUUUGCGAGGAGUGAUGCUUCGCUGACGAGGACACGCUCUGAAAAGCCUUUGUUUAAAAGACUGAUGUAUUUCCAAAAAUCUCUUAAAUUAUUUCACGGUUUCUACAAGUGCCCAGUGACGGGCGUGCAGUGAAUCCUGAAGCAGAACAGGCUCUACCCGUGCCCAAGCCAGGGCCAAGGGCCGCGCGUUCAGUUUCAUUUGCUGGAUCAGGUUAAAUGGUUUGCUUCUCCUUGGAGUUGCAGUUACUCUGCAGAGUAAAAUAUCCAUGUGUAUAUUUGUACACAUAUAUAUAUAUAUAUAUAUAUAUGACCUUACUGUGAGAGAGAGAUAUUCAAUAUGGGAUUUUGAUCAACGACUUUGGAAAGUAUUUUAAUAAAGACAAUUUCUGAAAAGCACAAAA